Molecule: messenger RNA, 2314 nt
Organism: Pistacia vera
Lineage: Eukaryota; Viridiplantae; Streptophyta; Magnoliopsida; Sapindales; Anacardiaceae
Exons: 10
Coding region: 152-2128 (658 amino acids)
Biological process (GO): transcription by RNA polymerase I
Cellular component (GO): RNA polymerase I transcription regulator complex
Molecular function (GO): protein binding
Source: RefSeq, a predicted model, not a curated record
CAAUUUUCAUACCAAAUGGAUAUGGUUUUUGGUGUAUUUCAGUAUUAUAUUUCAUUAUUUGUCCAUCUAGCCAGUCUCGUAGCCGACUCUGUCAAAACUCUCAACCUCCGUUUCUAAGGCUUCUCAGGAAUUGGUUCCAUACAAAGUGAUAAUGUCAGAAAAUCACUCAACGGAAUGCAAAGAUGGUAGUGUAGAAGUCAAAGUGUCGGAACAUUGCAAAAUAAAAACUGAAGAUGUUACUGAAGAAGUCAAAAUUUCAGAAGAUUACAUUGUGGAUAGCGAAAAUGAUGCUGAAAAAGAAACCAAGACUCGCAAAAGGAGGUUAAGUACAAUUACGGAGGAGGGUCAUAUUCAGAAUCCUGAAAAACGUUAUAAAAAAAUGAUAUUGUCCUUGAAAAAGCCGUCAUACCUUCUAAGGUGUGGCCUUGGUGCAAAGAAUGUGCGACGGGAAAAUCGCAAUAGGUUGCGUUAUCUGUUGUGCAAGCUUGUGAAACUGGGCAAUUGGACUCAUGCGUGUGGAGUGCUCAGUGUGUUGUUGAAAGGGACAAGCAAAGAAAAAUGUCCUCUGGCGAAUCGUCUCAAGUAUAUGGUUUCAAUGGAGCUGUUUAAUCAUGUUGAAAGUGAACGCAUAAACCCAAUAAGGAUCAAGAAUGUCUAUGACAUUUGGAUGAAAAGAAUCGCCUCCGCUAAAGAUUCACCAUUGGAGGAUAAAUUUGUGGUUCAUUUGGAGUUCAUCCUUUUCUGUCUUACACGAGGUGAUGUUGAUGAAGCACAUCAGGCUUCUAUGGGCCUCAUGCAAGAGCGGGAAUUUGGAAGCCAACCAAUGGCAAACAUGGUCAUGGCAUUGACAUUCUGUCAACGCUGGUAUUCCAGUAUCCCUAGAGAUAUGCAAUGGGAUGAUUCUGAUCAGAUGCAUUCCCCUGGACAACCUGAUUUUUCAGGAUCAAGAUUAAACCACGAAGUUGAAAACUCGGGAGCUCCAGAUACAGUUUAUAGUUACAAGGCUGAUACUCACUUCAGAUGUGAUUCAGAAACCUCUGUCAUGAUUGGUAAAAAAAUGUCUCUGGAGAAUGAUAGUGAGGUGCACAGAGAGGUUCCUGUAGAGGACAAUGUUAGUUUGCAGAGAGGAAAUCUCUCACAACCCAUUCAGCCACAAGCAUUUUUUAUCAACUCUACUGAAACUGAAGACUCUUCCCCGAUGAAAGAUGCUGUUCCUGUGAACUAUGUUUCAGUUUUUGUUGCUCUUGAGGGUUUAGAUUCAUGGUUAUUGCCUGUACGAUUACCGAACUCCAGUGAGGAUUAUGAGAUUGCCAUCAGAAAGUAUAGAAAAUUGCUUAAUGAUGACUACAAGAAUGCAAUUAAGUACCUGCGGUUUGCUCUUUACUCAACACCUGCAGUAUCAGCCGCCUUACUUCCUCUCAUACAGUUGUUGCUGAUUGGAGGGCAUGUUGAUGAGGCCUUGAUUGAGCUUGAAAAGUUCUGUAGUAAUUCACCGACAGCACUUCCUGUUAGAUUGAGGGCUAGUAUUUUGGAGUGUUUCGAUCGUAACAACUAUAUCAUGCUUUCAACCUGUUUUGAGGAUAUCUUGAGGAAGGAUCCAACAUGUAGUCACUCAUUGGCAAGACUUAUCAGGAUGCAUCAAACUGGGAACUACUCUGUGGAAUCACUUUUGGAAAUGAUAGCUUUGCACUUAGAUGCUACAUAUGCAGAUAGCAAUAUAUGGAGAGAGUUUGCUUCAUGCUUCCUUAAGCUUUCUCAGUAUGAUGAGGAUCGAAUGUCAGUAUGUCCUGAUGCGAAUGAAGGGGGGAAAAAGCAAAGCUUCUCAGUUCGUUAUAGUAGGGUUCCAGAUAUAUUGACUAAGGGUAAAUCAGGAAAAGCUUGGAUGUUCCGCUGCAAAUGGUGGUUGUGCCGUCACUUCAGCCAGAACAUGCUUACAUCAGAAAUCGCUGCAGGUGAUUUGCAGUUGCUUACUUACAAAGCUUCAUGUGCUAGCCAUAUGUAUGGACAAAAGUUGAAUUAUGUUGUGAAGGUAUACGCAUAUUUAGAGAAGGCAAAUGAUAGAGAUUUGUUCAUGUUCUUGCAAACGCACAUCCAUAAUGCCAUCAGCCUUACUUCAAAUUAUAAAUAAAUCAAUUCUCUUUUAUUAACUAACCCUUGCUUCCUUACAAAAUUUUCCAUUGAAACACACCGUGGCACCAUCAAACCUUGUAAAUUGAGAAUUGAUUUGAUAAAAGAGCCUAAAUUGUUGAGAUAAUUUUAUUAUAUCGGUGUUAAAAUCAGAGCUGGUUUAAUCUGGGUCAUGAUAUCAGAUUGA